Calypte anna (Anna's hummingbird) is the source of this 1740-nucleotide messenger RNA. RefSeq names its product adipocyte plasma membrane-associated protein-like. NCBI's taxonomy places the organism in Eukaryota, Metazoa, Chordata, Aves, Apodiformes, Trochilidae. Gene Ontology annotation, biological process: biosynthetic process. Gene Ontology annotation, molecular function: strictosidine synthase activity. The transcript has 9 exons. The coding region runs from base 81 to 1205 and encodes 374 amino acids. The record is from RefSeq and is a predicted model, not a curated record.
GGAGAGCGGGGGGCGGCGGCUCCUCCUUCGCCGGGGCUGCCCUGAGGAGACCGGGCGGCUCCUCCGCUCCCCCCGAAGCCAUGUUACCAGCGUGGGGGGUUCCAGCUGCAGUCCUUGUGACUUUUGCUAGCAUUUACUUUUUACCAUCUCCUAUUGAUCCAGAACCGUUCAUUUUUGACGAGCCACCUGCCUUAGUUGGAUCAUUGCAAGUGAAUAAAAAGCUUCAGAGUGGGCAAAGAAUCUUCGCAGGACAACUGAAAGGUCCCGAGUCUUUUACUGUUGAUGAUGAAGGUAAUAUCUACACUGGUACUGUGGAUGGGAAACUGUGGAUGAUCAGUGGUGACCAGCUGCAUCUCAUUACUCAGAUGGGGCAGGAUGUGCCUGAAUGUGGAACUCCAGACUAUGAACCAGUAUGUGGCCGGCCCCAUGGAGUCCGAAUGGGUCAGGAUGGUAACUUGAUUGUGGUGGAUUCCUAUUUAGGCCUCUACAAAGUCAAUCCAAGAACAGGAGAGAAAACCCUUCUGCUCUCAAGUGAAAAAGGUGUGGAUGGGCUGCCUUUCAAAUUCCUAAAUGGGUUAGAAAUAUCAAAGAAAAAUUUGAUUUAUUUUACGGAUUCAAGUAGCAAGUGGGGAAGACGGCAUCACAGAUAUGAGGUACUUGAAACAAACCACCUCGGUCGCCUCUUGGCCUACGACCCUAUAGCAGGAACAGGAAGAGCAUUGCUGAGUGGCUUAUACAUGGCGAAUGGGAUUGCACUGUCCCCCCAGGAGGAUUACAUAUUAGUAGCAGAAACCAGCAUAUGCAGAAUCAUACGCUAUUGGGUGAGUGGAAAUAAUGCAGGAAAAAAAGAAGUUUUUGUGGACAACCUGCCUGGGUAUCCAGACAACAUCAGAUUAUCAAACACAGGCUUAUACAGAGUUGGAAUAUCUACUACUCGCUUUCCUGGUUUAUUUCCUCCUUUUCUGGAUGCCUUAGGACCGUAUCCAUCCCUGAAGAGACUUAUUGCAAAGGUGACUCCAUUAUCCUUCUACAGCAUUUUUCUUCGCAAACAUGGCUUGUUCUUAGAAAUUAAUGACAAAGGAGACAUUGUGGAAAGCUUCCAUGACCCUGAUGGUAGCGUCACUUGGGCUGUCAGUGAUGUCUUUGAGCACAAUGGAAAGGUGUAUCUAGGUAAUACAGAGCUGCCUUUUCUUGUGGUGCUAUAGUAGACUUCACAGUUUUCAUAAGCUGGAGCAUCAGAAGAAAUAUGGCAGUGUUGUUUCAAGCAGCCAUUAAGUGCUUUUCUCUACUUAAUGGGAGACUGCUACAUCACUGAAGGAGAAAUGAAACUGAUACACAUGGUUAAGCAGAAGUGGAAAGACAAUGCAGAAAUACUUGUUUUAGAAGCUUGUGAAAGCCUCAGGCUUGAAUAGGUAAAAGGUACCAAAUCACCCUGGUCUAUUGUUCAGAAAAUCGUUAUGUAUGUUUUUUUAAACAGUUGCCCAGAAUCAUGCAAGGAAUUCAACUCUAAACAAUGACUGAGGUGAGCAAGUGGCACAUACCUUACUGUUGCUCACUGUUCCCCUUUUGGAAAAAGGCUUAUAUAGGACUUUAUGCUUCCUCUUUCCCAGAGGCAGAGAACACACUGCUUUUAGUUAUGAAUAGCAGAUUCUCCACCGUUUCUUUUGUUAAAGUUUUCCAUCUAUUCAUAGAAUCAUAGAAUCGUCUGGGUUGGAAGGGACCUCAGAGAUCAUCAAGUCC